Molecule: messenger RNA, 465 nt
Organism: Aspergillus homomorphus CBS 101889
Lineage: Eukaryota; Fungi; Ascomycota; Eurotiomycetes; Eurotiales; Aspergillaceae
Product: putative beta-glucosidase
Exons: 1
Coding region: 1-465 (154 amino acids)
Biological process (GO): glucan catabolic process
Molecular function (GO): beta-glucosidase activity
Source: RefSeq, a predicted model, not a curated record
AUGUCGGACAGGUUCGCCACCCAUUCGGGCGUUCGCUCGGUGAACGCCGGGUUGGAUAUAAACAUGCCGGGUCCCAUUGUAGCUGAUGAUCCGACGAGCUCCUACUUCGGGGCAGAUCUGACGAGCGCAGUCCAAAACGGCAGUGUUUUGGAGGCUCGUUUGGACGACAUUGUCAGGCGUGUGCUCAUCCCAUACUACCUUCUACAUCAGGAUGAGCCUGCGUACCCUACCCCCGAUCCAUCGGAUAUGUACGUCCUUGCUAAGUCCUACGGCGUUGACCUGGGAUUAUCUGAGCACCCGCCUGGUCGUGAUCUCCGCGCGGAUCAUUUACAGCUGAUCCCCACCAUUGGCGCGGUAGGUACAGUGCUGCUGAAGAACAUAAACAAGACUCUUCCACUAAACAAGAUGAAAGUCAAUAUCGACACCACUCCGGCUCGCAUUACGUCAGCGAAGGGCCCUAUGUAG